AUGUUUGUACCAGUAUUCGUGUCCGGACUUCUGCAGCUGCUAGCUGCGCCUGCCAUCAGCGCCAAAGGGUUGGUCGAGGUAGCUAGUCUUGAUGAGAUCGGCGAGGAUUACAACUGCCCUGGUGGAAACGUCCACUUCGUUGCGCAUCCGGUCGAUGUAUUGCUCUAUCAGAACCCCGAUCUUUACCACGACGUCCGCACCUUUAAAUGCACCACAGUGGUCAUGCUCACGGCCGGCGAUCGUGGCGUGAAAGACACCAAUUCCACCGAUUCACUUGAGCUAGGGCUCCAGGCAUCAUUUAACUUCAUGGCGGGGGCACCGAUAAACCAGACAGGCUGGGACAGCGUGAAGGUAAUUUGCAGGGACGCGUUCAUUACGCUUCGAUACCCCAAGGAUGCGAAGGGACUCUUGCUCAUCUACCUACGUUUCCCAGAUGGCGGUUCCGACGGACAAGGCUACAAAGAGACGGGCCAGGUCUCGCUCAGGAAGCUGUAUCAGAACCAGACCCGGAACAUAACCUCGAUCGACGGAGAGACGACUUAUGACCUCAACAGACUGAAGCACUUGAUCUCCACCAUUCUUCAAUGGAAGAGCCCGACCAUUAUCCGUACUUUGGACAACAUAACGCCCAUCGCCAACGAUGGAGAAUAUACCGCGGAACAUGCAGAUCAUUCAGUGUCUGCGCGAAUUGUCCACGACGUGAUCAAGGAAUACAAGAUCCCAGGGAACGUGACCAGCUAUGGAGGCAACCUCAUUCGGACCUUCGAACCGACGCUCGAAACGCAAACGGAAGACUUCUCAGUCAAAGUACGCGCUUACCUCGAGUACGCCCAAUACGACAAAGACAUGUGCAAACUUUACAGCGAAUGCUUCAAGAAUGCAGGUCUUAUGCCCAAAGAAGCCCCAGACGACGAUAAGUACACGGUCCAGUAUCUCAAUCGGGAGUAUUACGUUAUCUAG
This is a messenger RNA of Paraphaeosphaeria sporulosa, 960 nucleotides long. RefSeq lists its product as uncharacterized. Lineage: Eukaryota; Fungi; Ascomycota; Dothideomycetes; Pleosporales; Didymosphaeriaceae. The transcript has 5 exons. The record is from RefSeq and is a predicted model, not a curated record. Bases 1 to 960 code for a protein of 319 amino acids.